AUGUCCACCCCCAAAGUGUGGACGCAGCCAGUGUGGCAGGAAUUUCUAUCUGCUCGAAAUGCUGGACUGCCACAUCUCCCAGCUGUCGCGGAACUCAGCGCAGAAGUGGUGCGAAUACUUGGCGGAAAUCCUGGUGAUAUGCAACUGCAAGGAACCAACACAUAUCUAGUUGGAAGCGGCCAGGAACGGAUUUUGAUAGAUACAGGACAGGGAUAUCCAAUUUGGCUCACAACGCUGGUCAAUUAUCUUGACCAACACCAGUUGAGCAUAUCUCAGGUACUGCUGACCCACUGGCAUAUCGAUCAUACCGGUGGUCUCCCGGCGCUACUGGCUCGGUAUCCACAUCUAUCCACGGCGGUCCACAAGGCCCAUCCAGAUCAUGGCCAGCGUUCGAUUCGCGAUGGGCAGGCUUUUACUGCCGAAGGAACUACGCUCCGAGCCUUGUUUACGCCUGGACAUACUCAAGAUCACAUGUGCUUUAUCCUAGAGGGCAGCGGAGCUAUGUUCACGGGUGAUAAUGUGCUUGGACAUGGAGGAAGUGUUGUUGUGGAAGAUCUAGGACAGUACAUGAAGAGCUUGAAAUCUAUGACCCAAAAAGUGCGCUAUGAAGAGAUAAGAGUGGCGUACCCCGGGCAUGGUGCUGUGAUUGACGACCUGCCAGCCAAACUCAUAGUCUGGAGCCGACACUGGGAAAUGAGAGAAAAGAAGGUUUUGUCAGCUUUUGCCGGGAGCAACAUAAAGAAAAGAGCACCCUUGACGAUGCGGGAGAUCAUCGCAUGUCUCUACGGGCUCGAGAUGGAGGCGAUGGCGGGGCCUUUCAUAGCGCAGGUUCUUUCAAAACUAGUUGAUGAGGGGAAGGUUGGACUUGCUGGCGCAGGACAAGAGAAGAAGUGGUUUCUGCUAUAG
Messenger RNA from Penicillium digitatum Pd1, 906 nucleotides. RefSeq names its product metallo-beta-lactamase type thioesterase nscB (gene nscB). Gene Ontology annotation, biological process: secondary metabolite biosynthetic process. Lineage: Eukaryota; Fungi; Ascomycota; Eurotiomycetes; Eurotiales; Aspergillaceae. The record is from RefSeq and is a predicted model, not a curated record.